ACUCUGCCAAAACGAGUUUGAUGCUCAGGCCACACCUCAAGAUGGUUAUCUUUGGACCCGGCGCUGCUUACGCCGCUUGCACCGCUGGCUGAGCCUGACCUGGAGUCCAAAAUGAACUGGGGCACCUUUUAUGCCGUGAUCAGCGGCGUAAACAGGCACUCAACUGGCAUCGGACGUGUUUGGCUCUCCGUCAUCUUCAUCUUCCGUAUCCUGGUCCUGGUUGUUGCUGCUGAAAGUGUUUGGGGAGAUGAAAAAUCUGGCUUCACCUGCAACACCCAGCAGCCUGGCUGCAACAGUGUCUGUUAUGACCAAUUCUUUCCCAUUUCGCACAUCCGUCUGUGGGCGCUCCAGCUCAUCCUGGUCUCCACCCCCGCCCUGCUGGUGGCCAUGCAUGUGGCCCACCGACGCCACAUCGAUAAGAAGCUCAUGAAGAAGGCAGGUCGCAGUAGCCCCAAGGAGCUGGAACGCAUCAAGAACCAGAAGUUUCAGAUCACCGGAGCGCUGUGGUGGACUUACAUGCUCAGUAUCAUCUUCAGAAUCAUCUUCGAGGUGGCUUUCCUCUACAUCUUCUACAUGAUCUACCCUGACUUUAAGAUGGUGCGGUUGGUGAAGUGUGACUCGUUUCCAUGCCCCAACACGGUGGACUGUUUUGUAUCCCGACCUACAGAAAAGACCAUUUUCACUGUGUUCAUGCUGGCUGUGUCUGGGGUAUGUGUGCUGCUUAACCUGGCAGAGGUGGUUUACCUCAUUGGCAGGGCCUGCAAACGCUGCUUUCAAAGCUCUGAGGAAGAGGCCAAAGGAGCGUGGAUAAGUCAAAGACUGUCUUCUUACAGGCAAAAUGAAAUCAAUCAGCUGAUAGCAGACCAUUCUCUCAAGUCAAAGUUCACUGUGACCAAAAAGAGCCCGACUGAGAAGGGUGAAAGGUGUUCUGCUUUCUGAAACUCUCGAACUCUUUAAACUAAUCAGCAGUAAUCACACAUGUCCACGGCACAUGUUGUUCUGUCACAUAGACUGUAUAUUUGAUCAGCAUACAUUUCUGUUUAUUUAUUUACCAUCCAACCGCCUACAGAUGCUUCUUGGGUUUUUUUUAGCUGCUGGCAAUACUCAUCUAAACUAUUUGGAGCCAGUUAUGAAGGUCACAGGACUGUACCAGGGUUUUUGCAUAUUGACUACAAACUUCCCAUUGUUAUUGGGGCCGUUAGUUUGACAAAGCUCCAGAAUUUUUUAGGCACAGUCUUUUAAGCUCAAAGAAAUUAUAACAUAGUGUUCCUGCAUUUGCUGUUUCUGAAUAAUUCAUUGGCUUGUUAGAAAAAUCCUGUGUAGUGGGUGGGUUGGUGUAUCAGUUAGAAAGCAUCUCUGCUGCGUGGUGGUUGUGUUAUAAGCUACAAUGUAGGAAAAUUCUUCCACACUUUCAGUGACAAAGCUCAUGCAAAGAUGCUGACAGCUGUCCAGAUAGAAAACAAUUUUACAUUAAAUUAGCUUUAUUAAAAAAGAAUGUAGUAUUUCUGGUAAACAAGGCAAAUGGGCAAAAUUACUGGUAUUGCAUUUUAUUAAAGACCAAAUGCUACUGUAGAGAAAAAAAUGCUGGAUGGAAAGGGGACUUUCUAUUUACAUAAAAACAUGUUUAUGUGGACCACAUUUCAUUCCAGUCUGGGUUUAAAGCUGGCUAUUUUAGAAAAGGGAAUUUAUAUGAGAAAAUGUCAGUAACAGCUCUUUAAUUCAACGACGCUAUGCUAAAAUUUUAUUAAACUGUCAGUUAUUUGAUGUUGCUCGGCUUCAAGCAGACAGCUGUAACUAUUCUAAAACGUACCACACUGCAAAGGAAAUAUUAAAGAUGGUGCUAGAAAACCAAAGCAAGGUUUAAACAUCAUUGGUUAAUAUUAUUCCAUUAGUUAUUUUAAUGAAUAAUUAUUUGAAAACUCAUUAAAAAUGAUUGAACUCGGCAAAGCACUAACACAAAGUGCAUUCUGAAUAGUGUGGUCUGAAAGGGGCACAGAUAAAAUGCACAACUGUGUGAGAUGAAUGACUCGCAAUAAGAUCUCUGAUUUUUAACUGAUGAUGUCCUAGAUUUACUAUAAAUAUUCUAUUUUUAUUCCUUCUUCACUUGACUACUGGGUCACUUUACGAAUAUUUCAAAUCCAAGUACUGUACAUAUAUCUUUAGUUGUGUAAAUAUUUGAAUUCAAAUGUAAAAACUACCUAAUUAAUUUAUUGUAGCGUUUGUUUGAGAAAAUACGUUUAAGCUGACCUCCGUUUUUAACACAGAUCCAUCACAGUGGCUCCUGCUUUUCUUCACUAUUUCAUGCAAAGUGUAAUAUUCUGUUUCUCUCUGGUCCUGAAAAUGUUAUUUACCUUACGAUGGUAUUUGUUUAUACAUCCGUUCUGUUAUUAAAGCUCCUGUGAGGAGUUUUUAACUGGUUAUGAAACAGACUGAAAUGAAUACUGAUACCUCUAUCUGACCUGACAAAGUAAACAAGACCAUCAAAAAGGAAUUUGACCAUUCCUUUAGAGUUAUUUUUAAUGUCCGAAAGCGCUGCUGAAGGAAAUGAAGUGCCACUUGGUCCACAGGGAGCGGCAAAAUCAACACAUACUAAAAGUUCCUCACAAGAGCUUUAAGUUAUUUGUUUUCAGAUGCACACAUACACCCCAGUGUUGAAAUGUCUGCCUAAGUGUACAUUUAUCACUUUAAAUCCAGAUAAACAAUCCAGUUAAUAUAUAACAUGGGUUGAAUCUACAUGUGUACAAUAUGUAAUAUAAAGAAAUAAACUGCCUGAUAAUUU
Notolabrus celidotus (New Zealand spotty) is the source of this 2779-nucleotide messenger RNA. Its product is annotated as gap junction beta-1 protein-like. The record is from RefSeq and is a predicted model, not a curated record. NCBI's taxonomy places the organism in Eukaryota, Metazoa, Chordata, Actinopteri, Labriformes, Labridae. Gene Ontology annotation, cellular component: connexin complex. The transcript has 2 exons. The coding region runs from base 112 to 939 and encodes 275 amino acids. Gene Ontology annotation, biological process: cell communication.